AUGUUGUUCGUCCCGGAGGCUUCUGCCGACUGUGUGGAGCGAGCGGAGCGGCAGAUCGGACCGACAAGCACUCUGGACGUCCAGGGGGGGCACACGCUUCCCAUCAAAGCGGGUUGCAAGUGUGCCGAUGCCAAUCGCUGCUGGCAGCUCGUUCGCCUUCCCUGGUCGCGGUAUUCUUUCGUAGGCGGCUGGGCCAUCAGCAACUGGAGCUUGCGCCAGGCCGCCGAGAGCCACGGUUUCGCGUUCCACCUGGCUCUCCUUUGCCAGAGCGGACCGCCGUGCGUAAUGGCCGCGGCGUUGCGCACAGCUUUCAAGGGUUGGCUCACGACGGUGCGCUUUCAGCAACGAUCUCUUUGUGUCUUUGUGUUUUUGGAUCUCGACGGCAUUGUACAAAUUGUGGAUUGUGUCAUCGCUGGUGUGAGCAAGCGCGCGCCCUUCCGCGGAAUGCCCACCGAGGCGCGCCUGUUGUGUUUUCUCGGCUCGCGCGGUUCGACGGGGCUCGAGGUUGAGAGCCAAGCACGUACCAGUGACGAGAUGUUUCUCAUGAGAUUGGUGUGUAUUUACGCUUUGUACAAGGCGCGCUUGGCGGUACGGCGCGACGCCGUCUCGCAGCCCGCAGCCGUGCAGUUUUCAGGCCGCCGUGCGCGAGGCUUGCUCCCAGGAGCCUCUCUGUGGGUUGCUCGCCAUGUCUCGGCGCCAGCGGCCACGCGAAAAGGCGCGUCGUGCUUCUCCGUCUCUCGUCUCCCUCCUGGGGCUUCUGCCUGGCAGCCGUCAUGCUUACGCAGCCUUCUGGUUUCGCGUUGUGGCCGCUGUUACUUCGCACGGGACUGCCGUUUCCAAGCACCUUGGAUGAUAUGUGUGGGCGCCCCCGUAAAGGUUGAGAUUCGAAGAUUCGUCAGUCUUCCUCCUCUGGGCUGGUGCGCGGCAUUUGCCUGCAUUGCCUGGACCCGCAGGGCGGUGCUCCCAGAGCGCCAAUGUUGGCAAGCACGGGGCACAUUCCCCUUCCUCCUCCUCCUCCUCCUCCUCCUCCUCCUCCUCCUCCUCCUCCUCCUCCUCCUCCCCCUUCCUCUUGUUCCCGUCGCCGAGUUCGAUUCAAAUUGGGACUUUUAG
Prorocentrum cordatum is the source of this 1110-nucleotide messenger RNA. The record is from the annotation of a GenBank genome assembly. NCBI's taxonomy places the organism in Eukaryota, Dinophyceae, Prorocentrales, Prorocentraceae.